UCCCACAUUCUGCGCAUCGAAUCAUCUGCACUCGAUUAGCUUUGACUUGAGCUCCGAGAAAUAGAUCAAAUCCUGACCUCAAUUCGGGGUUUUGUUUUUAUUUAGUUUUUUCUCUCCAAAACUCAUACUAAAAUGGACUGUCUAGCAUCGUUUACAAAUGAUCCCUUUGACAAGCCGCCCUGCAGAGGAUGCUCUUCGUAUCUAACUGAGCCUUACAUCAAGUGUGCAGAAUGUGGACCAGCUCCGUUUCUGCUCUGCCUCCAGUGUUUCACCAGGGGAUUUGAGUACAAAAAACAUCAGAGUGAUCACAAAUAUGAAAUCAUGACAUCGGACUUCCCGGUUCUGGAGCCGGGCUGGACAGCGCAGGAGGAGAUGGCGCUGCUGGAGGCGGUCAUGGACUGUGGCUUUGGGAACUGGCAGGACGUAGCAUAUCAGAUGCGCACUAAAACCAAAGAAGAAUGCGAGAGCCACUACAUGAAGAAUUUCAUCAAUAACCCGCUCUUCUCCUCCACCCUGCUCAGCCUGCGGAGAGCAAAGGACUCUUGCUAUGCAGACGGAGCCAUUCCUUUCAAACCCUCCGACGACCCCCCCCGGCCGACCUUUGACUCGGUUCUGUCUCGGGACAUGGCAGGGUACAUGCCAGCCAGGGCGGACUUCAUGGAGGAGUUCGACAACUACGCAGAAUGGGAUCUGAAAGACAUUGACUUUGUGGACGAUGACUCAGAUAUACUGCACGCUCUCAAGCUCGCAGUCGUCGAUAUAUAUCAUUCGAGAUUAAAAGAGAGACAAAGAAGAAAGAAGAUCAUUCGAGACCACGGUUUGAUCAACCUGCGCAAAUUCCAGAUGUUGGAGCGGUGUUACCCGAAAGAGGUGCAGGAGCUGUAUGAGGUCAUGAGGCGGUUCGCCAGAGUGGUCGGACCGACCGAACACGACAAAUUCAUCGAAAGCCACGCACUUGAGUUCGAGCUGAGGAGAGAGAUCCGCAGGCUGCAGGAAUACAGGAAGGCAGGAAUCAAGUCCUUCUGCAGUGCCAAGGUGUACGAGCGAGUGAAGAGGAUGCGUGAGGACGAGCGGAGGAAGAGGACCAUGCUGAAUGACGUUCUGCAGUACAUCCAGGACGGCAGAGCGUGUCAGCAGUGGCUCAGCAAGCAGGCGGCCAUAGAUGCUGGCGUCACUCCAGCUGUCACAACAAUCACGGUGUCAGCAACAGGCAGGCGGAGCGCGCCUCCUCUCAACCUGACCGGACUUCCAGGGACAGAGAAGCUCGACGAGCGUGAGAAGGAGCUGUGCCAGGUGGUGCGGCUGGUGCCGGGGGCCUACCUGGAGUACAAGCAGGCUUUACUCAACGAGUGCAGGCGGCAGGGCGGGCUGCGGCUGGCGCAGGCCCGAGCGCUGAUCAAGAUCGACGUCAACAAGACGCGCAAAAUCUACGACUUCCUCAUCAAAGAGGGAUACAUCACCAAGGCGUAGUCAGAGGUUCAUUCUACUGUAAUCCUCCUCAGACUGACAGUGUUUUUAAAAGUGUUUUUAUUUUCCAAGUGUUGUCAUGUCGUGGUCGUCAGUUUUUACACAUAGUAAAAUGACGUGUUUGUGUUAUUCUGUGUCUGACUGGCUCCUGUUUUAAUGACUUAUUUCUUGUCAGAUUGGCUGAUAAAUAUAUCUUGGUGAAACAUAAUUUUGAUGAUUAAAUCAAAAUAGUCCUUUCCAUUGUUUUUCAAAGCAAAUCAUUUCAAAAUGGUCACAAAAACGAGAGUCGGAUCCAGGGCUUUGUAAUACCAACAUAGGCUACCAGGUAAGGACAAUAAUGUGCCUCCUGGAACCAUGGAUCGCUCUGUAAGAGUCAGCGGCCGGAACGCUCAGGUUACCAUGUUUGUGAGCAUAAAGUUCCUCAAUUAAGAAAAUGUCUUAUUUAUUUUAAUUGAGGAAAAGAUUUUGAAAAAAAACAUGAAAUUUUAACUUUGUCUUCUGUCCGCAUAAAUCUUUACUGAAAAUAAAAUAAAAAAAAUUGAAUUGA
Messenger RNA from Xiphophorus couchianus (Monterrey platyfish), 2014 nucleotides. It is a transcript of the gene tada2a, whose product is annotated as transcriptional adaptor 2A. The transcript is spliced from 15 exons. Gene Ontology annotation, biological process: regulation of transcription by RNA polymerase II; chromatin remodeling. The record is from RefSeq and is a predicted model, not a curated record. The coding region runs from base 133 to 1470 and encodes 445 amino acids. Gene Ontology annotation, molecular function: zinc ion binding; transcription coactivator activity; chromatin binding. Lineage: Eukaryota; Metazoa; Chordata; Actinopteri; Cyprinodontiformes; Poeciliidae. Gene Ontology annotation, cellular component: nucleus; SAGA-type complex.